AUGCCAUCCACAUCAGACGACUAUGAUUGCUCCAUUGCCGAGCUCAAACUCCUUAUGGAGCUGAGAGGCGCAGAGGCGUUGGAGAAGAUAAACAGUGCAUACAACGGAGUGGAAGGACUCUGUCACAAACUAAAAACAGAUCCGAUCAACGGACUACCCAACGACACAAAAGAGCUACAAAAUCGGCGGACGGCGUUCGGAAAGAACGAGAUCCCGCCGGCGCCGUCGAAAUCGUUCUGGCGAUUGGCGUGGGAGGCACUUCAGGAUAUCACGCUGAUCAUUUUGCUUGUCGCCGCGUUGGUCUCACUCGGAUUGUCAUUUUAUAAACCGCCCGCAGAGCAUGCAAGCAACGACUCAUCAGAAUCCGAAGCCGGAUGGAUCGAAGGAGUGGCGAUUCUGGUGGCUGUGUUGGUCGUCGUGUUGGUCACUGCGCUCAACGAUUGGACCAAAGAGAAACAGUUUAGAGGACUCCAAUCAAAAAUCGAAACAGAGCACAAAUUUUCGGUGAUCCGAAACGGAGAACCCCAUGACAUUGUGGUCAACGAGCUGGUCGUCGGAGACAUUGCACGUGUCAAAUACGGAGACUUGCUGCCAGCGGACGGAAUACUCAUUCAGUCGAACGAUCUGAAAAUCGACGAGUCCUCACUGACAGGAGAAUCGGAUUUGAUCCGAAAAUCGGAGGAGUUCGAUCCGGUGCUCCUAUCCGGGACUCACGCGAUGGAAGGAUCGGGAAGGUUCUUGGUGACAGCUGUCGGGUUGAACAGUCAGACUGGAAUUAUAAUGAGUUUGUUGGGUGCGGCAAAGGAGAAGAAGGAGGAGAAGCCACGAGAGGAGACGACGACACUUACGAAUGGAGGAGCUCAUGGAGCCAAUGGACUAACGAAUGGAAUCGAGAAGACGGGAGAUAUUGCUGCGGCGUCGGAUGAUGGUGAAGAGGUCGGACGGAUGACCAAGUCAGUACUUCAGACCAAGUUAUCAAAUCUUGCACUUCAAAUCGGAUAUAUCGGAUCAGUGGUCGCUGCGGCUACAGUACUCAUCUUGAUCAUUAGACAUUGCAUUUCCAACUAUGCUAUCGAUGGGAAAUCGUUCCAGGCCUCUGACAUCUCUCACUUUGUCAAUUUCAUCAUCAUCGGUGUUACCGUACUCGUCAUCGCCGUUCCAGAAGGUCUCCCCCUCGCCAUCACUCUUGCCCUCACAUAUUCCGUCAAGAAAAUGAUGAAGGACAACAAUUUGGUACGCCAUUUGGACGCUUGUGAGACAAUGGGAAAUGCCACGUCGAUUUGUUCGGAUAAGACGGGAACACUGACGACGAAUCGGAUGACAUGCGUUCAACAGUAUAUUAAUCACGAAUUUUACAAAGGAAAUGCUCCAAAAUAUGAGCAAAUGGACCCAUCAACCCGCGACCUUCUAUUCAACGGAAUCGUUUGUAAUUCUGGAUACAAUUCUACCGUAGUCGAGCCAAAAACACCCGGUGAGCAACGAGGACAAAUUGGAAAUAAGACGGAAUGCUCCCUUCUCGGAUUCAUUUUGGACAGUGGGCGGAGCUAUGAGGACUUGAGAAGACAAUUCCCCGAGGAGAAGCUUUAUAAAGUAUACACAUUUAAUAGUUCCCGGAAGUCUAUGAUGACAGUAAUCGAAUUGGGCGACAAGAAGUAUCGAGUGUUCGCAAAGGGAGCCUCUGAGAUCAUCUUGACUCGAUGCAACUUUAUUUUCGGGAAAUCCGGCAAAAUCGAUCCAUUUGGACCGAAAGAGGCGGCUGCUCUGACAAAAAAUGUGAUUGAACCAAUGGCAUCCGAUGGUCUCCGUACAAUUGGUCUCGCUUUCAAGGAUCUUGUCCCAAGUGGUACCAAGAAACACGAAUAUGAGGAAGAGUAUGAUGGGGAGAUCGAUUGGGAGGAUGAGGAGAAAGUGAGAGAAGGACAGACCGUCAUUGCUGUCAUGGGAAUUCAGGAUCCGGUACGACCAGAGGUGCCGGCGGCGAUUGCCAAGUGUCAGAAGGCUGGGAUUACAGUUCGAAUGGUCACCGGAGACAACAUCAACACGGCUCGCUCAAUCGCCACCCAAUGUGGUAUCAUGACACCCGGUGGAGACUUUUUAGCCCUCGAAGGAAAGGAAUUCAACGCAAGAAUCCGUGACGCCGAUGGAAAAGUGAAUCAGCAAAAGUUGGAUGCAAUUUGGCCAAAGUUGAGAGUGCUCGCAAGAGCUCAACCCUCGGAUAAAUAUGUUCUCGUAAAGGGAAUCAUCGACUCAACUAACAGUAAGAACAGAGAAGUCGUCGCUGUCACUGGAGACGGAACUAAUGAUGCGCCAGCGUUGAAGAAGGCUGAUGUCGGAUUUGCUAUGGGAAUUGCGGGUACCGAUGUGGCCAAAGAAGCCUCCGACAUCAUUCUGACUGACGAUAACUUCUCAUCGAUCGUGAAAGCAGUCAUGUGGGGACGAAACGUCUAUGACUCGAUUGCCAAGUUCCUACAAUUCCAACUGACAGUCAACGUCGUCGCCGUGACAAUCGCCUUCAUCGGAGCAUGCGCCAUCUCUGACUCCCCGCUGAAGGCUGUCCAGAUGUUAUGGGUCAAUCUGAUCAUGGACACCCUCGCCUCACUUGCCCUGGCCACUGAGAUGCCAACAGAGGAUCUGCUCAACCGUAAACCCUACGGACGUACCAAAUCGUUGAUCUCUCGGACGAUGGUCAAGAAUAUCGUCGGACACGCCAUCUACCAGCUCGCCAUUCUCUUCGCCAUCAUGUUCUGGGGUGAUAAGCUCAUUCCAAAUACUCCCUCGGGUAGAAAUGCUCCGUUGGGAAGUCCACCGAGUGCUCACUUCACUAUUAUCUUCAAUGCGUUCGUUUUGAUGACUCUUGUCAAUGAGAUCAAUGCCAGAAAGAUUCAUGGAGAGAGAAAUGUUUUCAAGGGAAUCUUCACGAAUCCAAUCUUCUGUGUCAUCUGGAUCACUACCCUCAUCUCGCACAUUCUUAUCGUCCAAUUCGGUGGUCAAUGGUUCUCCACAGCACCACUCGACAUGACACAAUGGAUCAUUUGUAUUGCGUGUGGUAUUGGAGAGCUCUUCUGGGGACAGAUCAUCAAUUGUAUUCCCGCCUCAAUCCUUCCCAAAUCAUUCCGAUUCGGGAAGGGAGACGUCCAACCGACGAGCAUCAUGCUCUCCGGCGAGUACGAUAUGCCGAGCACCGCGUCGACGUUGCCGAUGAAGGACGGACAAGUUCAUGAUGAUAAGAGGCCCGGACAGGUUCUAUGGCUUCUCGGGUUGACCAGGUUGCAGACACAGAUACGAGUGGUAAAAGCAUUCCAAUCGGUCAACGACGACUCCCAUCCGAACUCGCUGACCACGUCGACCGCCGACCGUCUACGGGCCUCGUACCGACGACUGAGGAUCGCCCGAGAGCUGGAACAACAAAAAAGGGCUGGUGGCCUACGAGCCGGUGGACAGGUAUAUUCUACGGAAACAAAUGCUAAGGAUACAUCCGGAAUAAGAUUCGCUUAG
Molecule: messenger RNA, 3495 nt
Organism: Caenorhabditis remanei
Lineage: Eukaryota; Metazoa; Nematoda; Chromadorea; Rhabditida; Rhabditidae
Exons: 13
Coding region: 1-3495 (1164 amino acids)
Biological process (GO): regulation of cytosolic calcium ion concentration; calcium ion transmembrane transport
Cellular component (GO): membrane; intracellular membrane-bounded organelle
Molecular function (GO): P-type calcium transporter activity; ATP hydrolysis activity; ATP binding
Source: RefSeq, a predicted model, not a curated record